Molecule: messenger RNA, 2179 nt
Organism: Colletotrichum acutatum
Lineage: Eukaryota; Fungi; Ascomycota; Sordariomycetes; Glomerellales; Glomerellaceae
Product: flavin monooxygenase-like protein
Exons: 6
Coding region: 11-1747 (578 amino acids)
Molecular function (GO): NADP binding; flavin adenine dinucleotide binding; N,N-dimethylaniline monooxygenase activity
Source: RefSeq, a predicted model, not a curated record
AUAGUAUUGUAUGACUGAGAAACGGCCUUCAUUAGUUGCAGUUGUUUCCUUGUAUUUGUAUACCUCUGCUUGCCAAAAGUCAUAUCGAGAGCACGCAAGUUUACUUUCGCAAACCAAUUCAAUUUCGAGAAAUUGCUUAUCCUCUAUCAAUUCCAAAAAAACAAUGGCAUCUCCUACAGUGGCUGUAGUUGGCCUUGGCGCUCUGGGUCUUGUGGCUCUGAAGAAUCUUCGGGAAGAAGGCUUCGAGGCCGUCGGAUUGGAAAGAAAUGACUACGUUGGGGGUUUGUGGCAUUUUGACGAAGGAGAGAAGCUCACUGUUAUGAGAUCUACUCUCUCAAAUGGAUCUAAGCAACGAGGCUGCUUUACCGACUUUCCCUUCCCCAAAGGCUCUCCGGACUACAUCCCCGCCGCUGGCAUUGACAAGUAUCUGCAGGACUAUGCCAAGCAUUUCGGUCUCAUGGAGCACACUCGAUUACGUACCAGCUUCCACGGUGCCACAUUUGUCGAGAAGACUCAGCAGUGGCGUUUGUCUUUAUCUAGUCCCGAAGAGCCAGAGCCUCAUUUCGAAUACUUUGACAAGGUUGUCUUCGCUAUGGGUGCGGAUCAGAAACCAUCGAGGCCUAAGAUCGAGGGCAUGGAAAAGUUCAAGGGCUUUGUUGAGCACUCAAUGACGUUCAAAAAUCCCGAAGUCCUUGCUGGCAAAAGAGUCAUGGUCCUUGGAUUUGGUAACACUGCAGCCGACAUGGCAACGGAGUUGGCGCCGCUUGCCAGUCAAGUGUAUCUCUCGCAUCGACAUGGUGCUGUCAUUGUGCCCCGUUGGGUGAAAGGCAAGCCAGUCGACCACGUGCGAACGUAUCGCAAGUACGUCAUCUUGAACUUGAUGAAUCGAUACACCCCCGGACUUUGGGAGAAGACGAUGAACAGCGUCAUCUCAAAGCUAGAACAUGAGAUCUUCGAUCUCAAGCCGGAAUGGGGUUUCGAUCCGGCCCCUUCUAUUACUAACCAGCGGCCAUUGGUGAAUGAUGAGCUGAUCCCCUGUCUUGAAAACGGGUCCAUCAUCAGCACCCCAGGCAUCGCCCGAGUCAUCGACGAGAAGACAGUCGAGACGACUGACGGAAAACGGUACGAGGUCGAUGCAAUUCUCCUGUGCACCGGCUUUACGGUGGACUACUCAGUUGUCGGCCCCCACGCAGAUCCAUGCCGUGCAACGACAACAGAUUGGGAAAAGUCGGACGGAUACACCGGACGUCCACUCCCAAGAUUGUACCAGAACAUCUUCAGUCUGGACCACCCGCGCAGUCUGGCUUUCAUCGGCCACUUGUCCUUCAUGAACCCUGCAUUUUUCAUGUUUGACCUGGCUACAAUGGCUGUAGCACAGCUAUGGAAGGGUGCGUCGGCUUUCCCGUCUCCGGCUGAGAUGGAGAAGCAAGUCAACGAUCAACAUGCAUGGGUCCUCCAGCUUUCAAAGAAGGGUCCUGUCACCCCCUCCAUCGUCAAGGCAUCUGAGUGGAUGGAAUGGGUUGACAAGGUGAUCGGCACAGGACUACCCGAACAUCUCGGCUAUAACCUCAACGGAUGGAGCUUCUGGAUUCGGGAUCGCCAGUUCUGCAACAUGUUGAUGGAUGGGUUGCUCAGUCCCCAUGCAUAUCGCUUGUUCCCUGGAAAAAGAAAGGCCUGGCCGGGCGCGCGUGAGGCCAUUAUGGCCAUGAACGUCGAUCGUGAAGCUAGGUUUGGGCCAAUGGACUGAACACGAUUGGGAUUAAUCUCUCUUGGUCAUGUUGUCAUCCAUUUACUCUCAAGACGUUUAGAGAGUCUCUUAGUUAUUAGAUGUAAAACAUGUCGGUAAAAAUCGUUUUGGACAAAUAAGUAAGGGCUUCAUUUCGAAGUCGUGAUUUAAGAUACAUUGGAUGUGUGCGUCGAGGUCUCUGUGGCAUACCACAACUUUUCAACCCUUGUUUCCGUUGGUGUAGCAUUAAUAGGCAGCUAUCAUAAGCAUCAAUGUAGGUCCCCGAAGUGCUGAAGAUUGUGUAUAAGCUGUCCAUGAAAUGGGGUAUGGAGAGAAGCGCACCCCAGGCAACUUGACAAAGAAGAGCGAAAUCUCAAGAUCUCGCCCAUGGAAACCUACUUGGCUUCCAGACAUCUUUGGGACAUUCUUCACUUAGUAAUACUGACAGGAAGA